Messenger RNA from Linepithema humile (Argentine ant), 928 nucleotides. RefSeq names its product protein anon-73B1. Gene Ontology annotation, cellular component: membrane. The record is from RefSeq and is a predicted model, not a curated record. NCBI's taxonomy places the organism in Eukaryota, Metazoa, Arthropoda, Insecta, Hymenoptera, Formicidae.
CAAAGAAACGAGCGUCGAACCAAGCCGAAUCGAGCCGAGUUGUCCCGAGUCGAGAGGUCUGGACUCGAAUUAUUUCUUCGUCGAAUCAGAAAGUCGAGCGAUUUGCCGCUAUUGUUGUUCCACGAAAUGUCACGAUUGCUGUGACAGUUGCUGGAAAACGGAGCAUGCACACGUUCCAAUCACUGUAAAGUUGACAUUAUUUACUUUUUGCAUGAGAGGAUAAAGCGGCGAUCAUCGCCGAUUACCGUCAGUUAUUGAUUUCCUCGCCUCGUACAUAUAUCUCUCUCGCGUCAAUAUCGCGAAACAGUAUGUGCCGGUACUAUUGAGCAAUUAUCGUUGUCGAUCGCGAAUCCUUUUAACAGCAAGACAUGAUAGAUAAUGAAGAAAUAGCGACAAGCUCUUCGGGCGGAAAAAGAAAAAUUAUAAGAUUGUUGCACUAAGAACUCGAAGGAAUGGAAUGCUACUUAACAAAUGAAAUGGCGGAUGCAGAUCCACAGCUCAAACGCUUUUUACUGCCAGCAGAGGAAACCCUGUUUGAGCAGUUAUUGAGAUUUGGCCUUUAUGUGGGCGCAAUAUUUCAAAUUAUGUGCCUGUUAUCUAUAGUAUUAUAUCAGGCAGGUCCAUCUGAUGGUGUGGCAGCUUUAAAAGAUGAUCCAAGUGAUGUAGAAUGUUCUGAAAACAGUCCACAAGUGACGCCAAGAAGACCUCAUCGGCCACGUAAACAAGAGAAGAAGAAAAGACGUUGAGAUACUCUUUAUGUAAUAAUCCAGUAUUAUAUUAUAAUAUUUAUUACUUCAUAUGUAUGUAAACAUCAUCAUUGCAAUAUGUAAUUCCUUAACUGUUGCAUAUCUAGUAUAAGUUGUUUAUUAAAAAGACUUUUUUAAUUGUGUAAUGUCAAUCUCUUAAAUAUAAAAAGUUUUAAAUCAUA